GGGGGGGGGGGCGGCUCUGCCGUGGGGGGAGCCGACAUCUCAGCCCAGGGCCUGAGCACCCGCAGCUGGGAUCAGCUUGGACCCAGCCCGCCCUUGGCCUGCGGCCCUGCAGCCCCGCGAGGGCCGGGCCCCUCCCAGCCCGACCCGCCCGGGAGAGCUCGCUGGGUCCGGGCUCCCGGGGAGCACGGCGCUGUUUCGUAGGGACCCAGGCAGCGCAGGACGGGGACAUGGAGAUGGUGCAGGUGGGCACCCAGUGCCCGAGUGGCACCAACUCCCCUGAGGCCCCAGCCCCCAGCAGCAGCAGGACCAGACGGCAUAAGAUCCAUUCCUGCCUCCGUUCAAAAGCAGUUUGGAUGUGCGCUGGCUGCACCGUAGGGCUGGGGAUCCUGGUGCCAUGUCUGGUAGCGGGGCUGCGUGAGACACGAGAGACACCGCAGCUGAACAGCACCGUGGUACCUUCCUCCAGUGCCCGCUCCCACUUCUAUUGGCAUUUCUACACCGGGGUGUCAGACCCCAGCCCGGACGUGCCGGGCUUCACUGCAAUGAGCUAUGUGGACGACCAGCAAAUUCUCCACUACGACAGCGAGAGGCAGAGAGAGGAGCCGCGCGGGGACUGGGUGCAGGGGGCUGUCGACCCAGACUUCUGGGACAUGGAAACCAGGAGCUUGCAGCAGUGGCAGAAGAGAUUUAAACAGAACCUAGUCACCCUGCGGUAUCGCUACAACCAGACCAGGGGGUCUCACACUCUCCAGUUCAUGUACGGCUGUGAGGUUGGUGAAGACGGCAGCACUGGAGGCUACAUGCAGGUUGGCUACGAUGGGGGAGACUUCAUCAGCUAUGACCUGGGAACGUGCACCUGGGUAGCAGGAACAACACAGGCCCGGGUCACCCAGCAGACCUGGAAUGAGGAUAAGAUCCUUCUUCAGCUCACAAGAUCCUACCUGGAGGAGACCUGCAUUGUGUGGCUGCGGCAGUACCUGCAGCACGGGGAGGCAGCGCUGCAGAGCAAGCACCCCGUGGCAGAGGUGAGCCACAGGCCCUUGUCCUGGGACGGACACACUGCCCUGUCCUGCCGGGUGCACGGCUUCUAUCCCAGGGACGUGGCCGUCGUCUGGCUGGAGAACGGGGAGGCGCAGCCCCAGGAGACAAGGUCUUCAUGGGUCCUUCCCAGUGGAGACGGGACCUACCAGACCUGGGCCACCAUUGAGAUCGACCCGAGCAGCAACCACGACUACACCUGCCGCGUGGAGCACGUGAGCCUGGGUGCAGCCCUGACAGUGUCCUGGGACAAAGGCAGGAGCAAGUCCGACCCGAUGCUGAUUGUGGGCACCGUGAUCGGUGUUGUCAUGCUGGUCAUUGCUGGGAUGGGUGCAGGUGAAGCCCUUGGGGUGAGGCUAUGUCCAUGCCUUGGGGCGGGGGAGCAGGACGUACCCUUCACUGAGGAGGAUUGAUGUUGCUGCUGCUACGUGGAAAAAGGAAACCCCCAAGGAGCAGCGGAGCUGACACCACAUGCUGCUCUUGCCGGGAACAUCGUCCCUGCUCCCAGCCGCGCAGGCGUGAAGGCUGCCACCUCGGAGACGUUUCUGGACAUCUUGCAUCGCGGUGCAGCUGCUGCUACGCAGUGGUGACCGGGGCGCCAUCCCGGGUGGGAGGGGAGGGCACUGGCUGGCGUGACGAUGCCGCAGGGCAUCUCUUUCCAGCCAGGACAGUGUUAUAAUUGAUGAGCCCUGCUUGCUUCCUUGGAUGUCUCCCCUCCAGCUGCCCCCUGCCAGGGGCCUGACCGCAGCGAUGGUAUGAAGAGCACACAGAUUUCGUGAUGAUCUAAUAGUCCUUAUAACUUAUAGUCCCGUUUUUACAUUGUGCUUUUAGCAUAAACACAUCUUUUUGUAUCAAAUACACUUGAAUUAAGGUUUGGGGUGGUUUUAAAAUGGUAUUUUUUAAUGCAAGCAAAAAUAAAAAUGAAUGGCUUGAAUUACAUGGUUUCUACAGACAAACUGAAGAUGGGGCUUGACAAUCCCAGGUUUUAGAUUUACAGCUUUUUAUUUGUUAUUUUCAUUCAGGAUCAAAUGUGUAGGUUUUAUUACUGACCUGUUUACAUUGAGUUUAAUUGUGAUGCCCAGGAUUUGUUUCGGAUGUGACACCGUAAUGAGGGAAGCCUGGAGAACUUUCUGUUGUCUAUUUAAGGAAACAUCCCCAUUUUUACCAUGCCUUGAUUUUUUUGAGUAGUGUUAUCUUUACAGAGUUUUUCUUUAAUUUUGGUCGAUAAGACUUGACUUCUUUUCUUUCUUUUUGAAUUAUUUUUUAUUACUGUCUGAACUCAUGUUGGUGCUUGACUAGCAAGGAAAGUUCAGGCUACACUUGGUUUAAAACAUUCUUAUACGGUUUAUUAUCAA
This is a messenger RNA of Alligator mississippiensis (American alligator), 2393 nucleotides long. RefSeq names its product major histocompatibility complex class I-related gene protein-like. The record is from RefSeq and is a predicted model, not a curated record. Lineage: Eukaryota; Metazoa; Chordata; Crocodylia; Alligatoridae. The transcript has 9 exons. Gene Ontology annotation, biological process: immune response. Bases 228 to 1451 code for a protein of 407 amino acids. Gene Ontology annotation, cellular component: external side of plasma membrane.